GCUGCUAGCAUUGGUGGAGAGACCAGCAAGACGGCAGCGUCGGGAGAAGCGCCUGGGUUGCUGACCGGGUACGGAGGAUCGGAUGGGGAACAUCAAAGGUGAUUAGGAUCAUGGCAGCAGAUGAUGAAAAUGGUGAUAGAACGGAUUUAUUUGAUGUCCUCUUGGCUUCUCCUCUUAAGAAUAAUGAUGAAAGUUCAUUGGACAUUUAUGCUGGACUGGAUAAUACUCUAACUGAUAAUUCUUCCAAACUCUGCCCACCAUCGAGGAAUUGCUUAGAUUUGUAUGAGGAGAUUUUGACUGAAGAAGGAACUGCAAAGGAAGCAACCUAUAAUGACUUGCAGCUUGAGUUUGGAAAAUGUCAGAGGCAAAUUAAAGAGCUACUGAAGAAGUAUAAAGAAAUACAGACACAGAAUUUCAGCCUACAAAAUGAGAACCAGUCUCUUAAGAAGAAUAUUUCAGCACUUAUCAAAACUGCCAGGGUGGAAAUAAAUCGCAAGGAUGAAGAAAUUAAUAGUCUCCACCAAAGACUUUCAGAAUUUCCACAUUUUCGAAAUAAUCACUCGAGAGUCAGCCCUCCAGGAUCAGCAAAUUCAAGAUCCUCAGAUACAGCUAAAACAAAAGACCUCAAGUUCAGAUCUCCACGGUUAGAUGAUAGUCCCAAGGCUGAUCAUCGAGUGAAAAAUGACUCUUCCAAAGAUGUACAUCAUAGCACUUUAUCACCAAACCAGGAAAAAGAAGUUAAACCACAGUGUGAAAAAAGAAGCACUUCACAUUUACCUACAUCUGCUGAAAAACGUUACAAUGGUGGCAUUUGGUCAAAUCAGCAUAAUCAGGUCCUGGAAGAUAGUUCAGAUGAUGAUGGUAGAAGAGGAAGAAAAGAAGUAAAAAAUUGUGAACAAUAUAACAGGGGAGCUGAUAGAAUAAGAAAAGGCUUAUUUCACAAUAGCAAUGGAAAUGGAGAAAAGAGAAACAUAGAUGUUGAUCGAAGGCCACAAGGUCCUCGUGAUAAAUGUAGCAAAAUUGAGUCAAAGCCAGAAAAUAAGAAUUCAAAGUUGAAAAGCAGCCCAGAUUCAGAUUAUAGAAGUGACUGGAUUAACUCUUCCUGGGAAAAAGAGGCACCUAAAGGAAGGUCACAUACUCGAUUAGAUUCUCAGAGUGAUGAAAGACUAGAAAGGCUAAGUGAAAGGUCACAGAACUCAAAUAGAAAAGAACCUAGGUCAUAUGACAAAGAUGAUAGAAAAGUUGAUCCAAAAUCCAAAUUGAUGGUAAAGGAUCAUGAACAGUGGAGAAGAUUUGAAAGAGUACCCCCUCCCCAUUCAUGGAAUGAAACAGGAAGAAGUUUUCAUAAAUCAUUUAAACCCCAUAUAGAAGAUAGAAGAGGAAGGGAAACAGAAUUUAAAAGAGAUAGAAAUAUAAAUGAUUAUGGAUUUCAAGACAAAAGGUCUCCACCUUCUGUUUCAAGCAGUAGGACACACAAAUACUUUGACUCCAAGGAAGAUGAUACUAAAUACCAUACAUAUUCAAAAACAGAAAGGCAUAGAACUGAAGAUAAAAGGAAAAGAGAGAAAGAAAGCCAUGAAUACAGACAUACCCGAUGUGAAAGAAAAAUGCCUGUGGAACAUUUACAAAAGACUGAAAAAGAAAUUAAGAAAAUUAUUAUUGAUUCAAAGAGAAGGAAUGAACAAAAUGACAAAAAUGAAGUUUCAAAGGUUGAAGAAAUGUCUGAAGGAAGAGAUAGGAAAGAACUGAAGAAAGUUGAAAAUGGCCAGAAUGAAACAAAAAGUAACCUAAAGUUAAGUUUUAUGGAAAAAUUAAAUUUAACUCUUUCUCCUGCUAAAAAGCAAUUUCUGGGCGAGGAAGAUAAGAUUAAAAUAAACAAUACCCUUAAAUCCAGUGACAGACAUGCUUCUGAUACUUCAUUGCAGGCAAAACCAGUAAAAGUACCAGUGUCUAUGAAUUCUGAUUGUAAAGAAGAAACCAAGUCAUGGUUACUAGAACAAAAUGAUGUUAUACUGGCAGGCUCCAAAUCCAAAUUCGACAUUUCUGAAAACAAAAUAAAGAAUGCAAAUGAUUCUUUAGUAAAAUCUUGUGACUUGCCUGUUUCUAGUAAAGAAUCACUACUUCAGCCACAAAUGGAAGUGCUAGAAACAAUGAAUGAUAAUGCAGCUCCUGUUUUAAUGGAUGUACUACAUGUAACUGUUCCCUGCAGUGUUGGCUUGGAAUUGGAGAAUGUAAGCAAUGAUGAAUUAGACCCCUCUGUUGUUCCUGAAAAUAAUAGUAUUAAGUCAAACCCUUCAGUGGAGGUGACUGAUACUGGUGAGAACAGUCUAAAGCUUCCAACUGGAAAACAUCCCAUUAUUUCAACAGUCUCAUCAAAGAUCCAUGAUGACUCUAAGUCUAAGCCAUCCAUUGAAGCUAUACCUGUUGUUGAGAAUAAUGCUUGUAAUGUGGAACUGUGUUUACCCAAGCAAAACUUAGAACGUUAUCUUCAAAUGAAUAUGGACAAUAGAAUAGAAGUUGGAGAAACAAACUCAGAGUACCAUGAUGAUGAAAAUUCUGUUAUGAGCAUUGAUCUAAAUCAUAUGAGACCUAUUCCAAACGUCAUCAGUCCACUGAAUAGCCCAGUUCGUCCUGCAGCUAAAAUUCUAAGGAUGGAAAGCCCAGGCAGAGUUCCAGUGUUAAAAAACAACCAUAAGGAUUUGGUUCCAGCAAACAUUGUUAGCUCUCCCUCUAAGAAUUUAUCAAAUGAACUCAACAAAGAAAAUCAAAAGCCAGUUUGCAAACCUGAUAAAUGUUCAGAAAUAAACCCUGACACAGAUUUGUCUUCAGAUGAACUUGAAGAAGGAGAAAUUGUAAGUGAUAGUGAAAGAUCUAAACCACAAAGAAAUUUUGAAAAUAAUAAAAAUGCCAAACCAAGAACUUCUGCUGAAGCACAGAGCACAAAUAAUAGUCCCCAAAUCAGAAAAAGUAGCACUACACAUUUGGAUGAAGGCACUGGAAAUAAAGUUUCUGUCAAAGUCCAUCAAAUCAAGAACAAGAAGGAUAAACUAUCAAAUGAUUCUACUAAGUUUUCAAAGACAGAAAAUAAAGGAAAAACAGUGAGUACUUCUUGCCUGGAAAAGAUAGUUCAGAUUAUUGUUGAGCCCUCUUCUGUUCAAGAGGUUAUGCAAAUGCUAAAAGUUAUAAGAAAACAUGUUAGGAAAAAUUAUAUGAAGUUUAAGAUAAAAUUUUCACUACAACAAUUUCAACGGAUUAUUGAAUCUGCAAUUUUGAAUUUUACAUCACUGAUCAAAUACUUGAAUAUGUCUAAGAUAUCUAAGUCAGUGGAUACUUUGCAACAAAGUCUCUGUGAUGUUAUAGAAUCUAAACUUAGGCAGGUUAAAAAGAAUGGCAUAGUCAAUCGUUUAUUUGAACAGCAGUUGCCAGAUAUGAAAAAGAAGUUGUGGAAGUUUGUAGAAGAGCAGCUGGAUUAUUUGUUUUCGAAACUGAAGAAGAUUUUGAUAAAAUUCUGUGAUUCCAUAAGUUUGGGAAGUGACAGUGAUGAAGGCAAACUUGACGUGGCAAAUAAAGAUAAAUCAAAAUACUCAAUUAGUCAGAGAGAGAAUGUGAAUCAUUCUAAUAAAGGAUCUUUGAAAGUCAAAUCCCAACAGACAGAGCAAUCAGUUGACUACAGAUCAACACUGGGACAUCAGAAACCUGAAAAAACACAUUACCAAGAUCAAAAAAUCCCCAGACCCAAUGCAGUGAAACAGAGUACUGAAAAAUGUUUAAAUACCUCUAUAGACAAUACAAAGGACUCUUUAUCCAAAGUGUCAUCUUUAGAACAAAAUGAAUUUCAGAGUACUCUGAUUUCCACAAAAACUACUGAAAACACAAUAGAAAGUGCAGAGACAGCCAAAAACUUGAAUAAGAAAGUAGAACAUAGUUUUGAAAUUCUUACAGAGCAACAGGCAUCUAGUCUGACUUUUAAUUUAGUGAGUGAUGCCCAGAUGGGUGAAAUAUUUAAAAGUUUGUUGCAAGGUUCUGAUCUUUUGGAUCAGAGUGUUAACUGUAUUGAAAAGUGUCAAUGGGAAUUGAAGACACCAGAAAAACAUCCUUUAGGGAGUCAGAAGAGUGAGCUUAUCCCAGGUUGUCAUAUAGAAGAAGUUUCAGGAGUGUCUUCUCCAAGUCUUAAAACAAUUGUUGAUCUUAAUUGGUCUUCCUCAUCAUUUGAAAAGACUCCAUCUCUUUCAUCCAGACUUCAGUUGCCAGUUCAUCCUGAUGUACUAGAUGAAAGUUGUAUGUUUGAGGUUUCUACUUGUGUAGCUUUGAGUAAAGAGAAUGCAUGUAAUUCAGAAAAGAGUAAGUCCUGCAUUUCUUCAAUUCUUCUUGAAGAUUUAGCAGUCUCUCUAACAGUACCAUCACCUCUGAAGUCAGAUGGUCAUCUUAGUUUUCUAAAGCCUGAAACUUCAUCAAGUUCAACUCCUGAAGAAGUUAUUAGUGCCCAUUUUAGUGAAGAUGCACUACUUGAAGAAGAAGAUGCCACUGAACAAGAUAUUCAUUUAGCCUUGGAGUCUGAUAAUUCAAGCAGUAGAUCAAGCUGUUCAUCAUCAUGGACAAGCAGGCCUGUUGCUCCUGGCUUUCAGUAUCAUCCUAACUUACCAAUGCAAGCUGUCAUAAUGGAGAAAUCCAACGAUCAUUUCAUUGUUAAAAUUCGGCAUGCAGUACCACCUUCCACGUCAGGUCUUGACCAAAAUAAAACAAGUGAACAGUCUGCAAUAUCUUUACAUGAAGUGGAGAAGGAAACCAAUGGAACUGCAGAAAAAAGUAUCUCUUGUCAGAACUCUACAAUUCAGUCUGUGGAAGAAUCAGAAAAUUCUAAGAGAAAUGUAAAUACUGAUAAUUUGGGUAGUGACAAUCAGAGUUCUAUUAUACAAACACAAGUUCCUGAUAUAUAUGAGUUAUUUAAAGACCCAUCAGAUAAAGCAGAUCACAAAAGUGAAAUUGUAGGUGAAUGUUUUGAAUUGAAUCAAAUGUGGGAACCAAAGGUUCCCGAAAGCAUCAAAGAGUUGCCUACAAUUGUGGAAGUUCCACAGCACGUAGAGUGUAGUGUUGAGAGCUCAUAUGUAGACUUAACAAAGCCUUCUUCCGUUGAGAUUGAAAAUCUAGGGAAACUUGCAGCAGACUCCAUUUUAAACAUUGAUCAUUUGGAAUGUCCAGCAAACAGAUUGGAUCAAGAUAGAAUUACACGUGAGCCUUUACAGCAUGUUGCAAAAGAUAUAUUCAUUGAUUUAACAGAAGAAACUUCAAAUGAUAGUAAAGUAAAUGAGAGUGAGUCUGCUUUGCCUGUGACAAGUUUAGAUGAAGAUAAUAGUAGAAAAGAAGAGGAACAUCUGACAAAUGAACAUUUGGAAUGUAUUGUUGAGAGCACAUAUAUUGAUUUGACAGUAGAUCCUCCUAGUGAGAGUGUAUUAAGUAAGGAUAAUAUUAGAUUAGAAUCUGCAUUAAAUACGGAUCAUUUAGAAUGCAAUGGAGUUUCAACAAACAUGCAGAAAAAGCGAAAAAACCAUUCUGAUCUCAAUUAUUCCACUAAAAAACAAAGAAUUGAAACUGAAUUAUCCAGUGAAGAAAACAAAAGUACUGAAAGUUCUGAAGACAGUGAUGCAGCUCACCAAAAGACAUCUAAUAAGAAAAAAGCAAUGCCAGAGAAUAAAGAUGCCUCAUCAUCAACCUUUCCCUCUCCUACAAGUCUUUCAGCAAAGAAUGUUAUUAAAAAAAAGGGAGAAGUUGUGAUUUCAUGGACGAGAGAUGAUGACAGGGAAAUUCUGUUGGAGUGUCAGAAAAGAGGACCAUCAGCAAAAACUUUUACUUUCCUAGCUACCAAGUUGAAUAAAAGCCCAAAUCAGGUUUCAGAAAGAUUCCAGCAAUUAAUGAAGCUGUUUGAAAAGUUGAAAUGCAGAUAAUUUGCUGAAUUCCUUGGAGUCAUAGUUGACACUUUGUACUACAUGGAAGUUCAAAAUCCUCAUACUUUAAAUAAAUCUACUGAAAAGUCUGUGGACUUUUUUUAAAAAAGGAGGCUUUAAUCCCUCUGUGGCAUUUCUAUAUUUUUUUCCAUUCAUUGACUGACUCAAUUCAAUUUUUUAGUUAUUUCAGUGACAAAUAAACCUGAUAUAAGUCAGGUUGUUAUUUUUUUUUUAUGGUUCUAGCUGAGUAAUUUACAUGUUUUUGUGGCAUAGUUAUUUUCUAAUAUGUUAAAAUGCCCAUAUCUGUAUAAAAAUGUAAGCAACACCACUUUGAUUGUAUAAAAAGUUUGCCUUUGAUUUUUCAAAAUAACAACACAACUGAAACUCCAGCCCACUACCCCCAGUUUCAUGGGGUUUGGAUUUUUAACUACAAAUGUAUUUAUAGUUUUAUAUCAGUUUUUUCAUGCUUCUGCUUAUGUCUCCUCUUAUUUUGGUAAAUUGUAAAAACUCUUUAAAAUGUUUCUGUAAAUAUAUAUAAAUCUAUGUAUGGAUGUAUAAAAACCCUUGUUUUGUGAGUGUGUGUGUGGGUGUACAUAUAUAUAUAUAUAUAUAUAUAUAUACACAUACAUAUAUGGCUUUGCCUAGCCAAAGAUUUUUAACUGUACAAAUUUUUUUUGGUAUAAUUUAAGUUUGAUUACUGUAACAGUAAUGUGACAAAAUAAAACCUGGAAAGUUGUUUGAGUUUUUA
This is a messenger RNA of Phascolarctos cinereus (koala), 6690 nucleotides long. RefSeq names its product caspase 8 associated protein 2 (gene CASP8AP2). Gene Ontology annotation, molecular function: transcription corepressor activity. Gene Ontology annotation, biological process: extrinsic apoptotic signaling pathway via death domain receptors; Fas signaling pathway. Lineage: Eukaryota; Metazoa; Chordata; Mammalia; Diprotodontia; Phascolarctidae. The record is from RefSeq and is a predicted model, not a curated record. Gene Ontology annotation, cellular component: PML body; mitochondrion.